AGGACGAGAUAGAAAGAGUAGAGAGAGAGAGAGAGAGAGAGAGAGAGAGAGAGCUGGAGAGGAGUCGGACGUCAUAGCAUUCUUCCUCAAUCGCUUCUGGGCGCGAGAUUUAGUGCAGUGAUGAGUAAGGCUAAUUCGUGGAUGGAUGACGCAUGGGAAAGGGUUGUGGAGGCUGCGGUCGAUGGGCAGGCGACUCGAUCAUCGGAUAUUCGGGUUCUGAAUUUGGAUGGUGCCGUGAAAUCUCUUCAUGGAUGCCUACCGCCCGCCGGAAUUCUUGAAAGGUUUCCAAGUUUGGAGCAUCUCUCGAUUGCUAAUGUCGGCGUGCUCUCCCUUGAGAAGUUUCCACGGCUGCGCAAACUACAGAGGCUUAGCCUAUCGGAUAACCGGAUCGCCGGUGGGCUCGAGAACUUGGUACAAGCAGGGCUGCAUUCGCUUCGCGAUCUCGAUCUCUCAAACAACCGGAUCCAGUACAUCGAGGACCUGGCCCCGCUUGCGAAGCUCCACCUUGUUUCCCUCGAUCUCUACGAAUGCCCUGUCACGAGGGUUAAUGAUUACCGAUCCAAGGUGUUCUCGAUGAUCGGAACUUUGAAGUACCUGGAUAACCUUGACGCGAAUGAGGACGAGCGGCCAGAGACUGACGAUGAUGAUGAUGAUGAGGAGGAGGAGGAGGAUGAGGAGGAGGAGGCGGAGGAGGAGGACUAUGAUUAUGAUGAUUUUGAUCCAGGUAGUGGUGAGGUUGAUGGCGAUGAUCGGGCUGGGAAGCUUGUCAAUGGCUGUGGAGACUUUUCUGAUGUAGAUGAUGUGAUUGUUGAUGCCGAUGAAGAUGAAGAGAGUGAUGCUGAUGAGGAGGAGAUGGAGACUUCUGGGAGGGGAUCAGUAAAUGGGUUUUCUCUUGGACCUGGUCGUCAUUUAUCUAAUGGAUUCCGGGUGGCUGCCGUGGGUGUGGUUUCCGUGGAUGGAAAUGAAAAUGAUGCAGAUGAAGAUGUGGAGGUUGAGGAUGAUGAUGAUGAUCUUGGGGAAGAGAUAGAUGAGGAAGGGGAUGAUACUGAUCUAGUGCACAAAGUUCUUGGUAGUGAUGAGGAUGAUGAAGAUGGUGUUGAUGACGUGGAGGACAAUGAAGUGGACAUAGAAGAAGAGGAUGAUGAUGAUGAAGAAGAUUUAGAAGAUGAUGAUGGGGUAGAUGUGGAUGAAUAUGAGGUAGGCGUGGAGGAUGAGGAAGAUACAGAACCAGGUAGCUUAGCUAGGUUUGAAGAAGAGAUUGAUGGGCAUGAACAUGGAGAGGAAGAUGAAAAUGAAGAAAUUGACUUGCAUGAUGAGAACGGCGAGAUUGGUUGGGAGGAUGAGCUGGUAGUGGAUGAUAGGGAUAUUGGGGAGGAUUUUGAUGAUGGUGAAGAUGAGGAUGAUCUUGGUGGCGAUUAUCUUGUUCAACCAAUUGCACGACCAAUUGGACCGUCCAGUCAAUCUGAUUUCAAUGUUGACAGUGAAGAAGAGUAUCUCGAUCCCGUAGACGACAGCCAACAAGACAACAUUAUGCAACCAGCUUUGUACAACUCCAACAAGCGGAGAAGAGACGACGAAGGCGACCUAGAUGACGGCGACAACUUGGAGGAGCUGAGAUUGUCGAAGCGCCAUUGAUGAUUCUCUCAGCAGCAAGCCAUGUAAAAAGGGGGGUGGGUUACUCUUUGGUUCUUUCUUGAUCUUGUAGUUUAGCUUGAUGUAAUUUAAGUGAACAUGGCAAGUUCAAAUGGAAAGUUUUGGAGGGAAGGCAGGAGAGUGUAGUAGCCGUUUAUUCCCUCCAAAAACAAAAAAAAUCAAAAGUUAGUUUGGUGCUUUGUGUUAAUAAGUAUAUUCCCUACUGUCGACUUGACCGUUACUUUCCUUUUUUUUCAAAUGUCAGUUAUAUUUGUACCA
Dendrobium catenatum is the source of this 1911-nucleotide messenger RNA. Its product is annotated as acidic leucine-rich nuclear phosphoprotein 32-related protein 1. Gene Ontology annotation, cellular component: nucleus. The record is from RefSeq and is a predicted model, not a curated record. Bases 121 to 1635 code for a protein of 504 amino acids. The transcript has 3 exons. NCBI's taxonomy places the organism in Eukaryota, Viridiplantae, Streptophyta, Magnoliopsida, Asparagales, Orchidaceae. Gene Ontology annotation, molecular function: histone binding.